Caenorhabditis angaria is the source of this 3319-nucleotide messenger RNA. NCBI's taxonomy places the organism in Eukaryota, Metazoa, Nematoda, Chromadorea, Rhabditida, Rhabditidae. The record is from the annotation of a GenBank genome assembly.
AUGCCAACAACAGGCCGACAGGUUAAUUUUCCGGAAUAUGACAACUUUUUGGAUUUGUUGGAUCAGAAGGGGGGACCUUUCAAAUUUGUGACUGAGGCUAAGAAUUUUCCGGUUGGAUCAAAGAUUGGAUCAUUGCCAACGGCGAGAUCUUUAGCAGAAAUUGAGAAAUCGGUUUUAGAAUCAUCUAGAGUCAAGGUAUGUGUUUAUCGUUAGUUAGGAAAACUUUUCAUAAAGCACUUGGAGGAAUUUUUAGAAUGUGAUCGCUGAAGAAGCAAAUCGAAGAAAUGUAUCAAUCGGAAGUGUUCGAAAAGAAGCUGAAACUAUGUUAAAAGAAAUGGCUCAUAAUUAUAAUUUAUUAAAUGUUCGAAUGUUUGGAUAUGCAGUCACAUCAAUCAUGAAAAAAUUAUUCGACGGAAUUUACAUAAACGAACGAAAACUUCAAGAAAUCCGAGAAAGAUCGAAAAAAGAUUGUGUCAUUUUUAUGCCAUCGCAUAAAACAUAUUUUGAUUUUUUGUUAUUAUCAUUAGUUUGUUUUUUAUAUGUGAGUUAGAUCAAGUUGAUGGUAUUGAAAAACAAAAAUUGUUUAAGGAUAUUCAAUUACCCGCAAUUGCAGCUGGCAUGGAUUUUAUGAGUAUGAAAUUUGUAGGAGAAGUUUUGAGAAGAAGUGGAGCGUUUUUUAUGCGUAGAUCAUUUGGGGAUGUAGGUUGUUUUAGUUUAUGCUUUAAAAUCCGAAAAAUUUUAGGAUCAAUUAUAUUGGGCUGUUUUUUCGGAAUACGUUCAAACACACGUUGUUAAUAAUGAUAGAACAAUUGAAUUUUUUGUUGAAGCAACGCGAAGUCGAGUUGGAAAAAGUCUACAUCCAAAAUACGGAAUGCUUCAAAUGGUUCUUGAACCAUAUCUUCGUGGAUCUGUAUUCGAUUUGGUUAUUGUUCCGGUUUCAAUGAAUUACGAUAAAAUUCUCGAGGAAAAACUAUAUGCUUAUGAACUAUUAGGAUUUCCAAAACCCAAAGAAUCCACGUCAGGAUUGUUGAAAGCUAGAGAAAUUUUGAAUAAGAAAAAUGGCAAUUGUUUUUUGACUUUUGGAGAUCCGAUUUCGGUUCGAGAAUAUUUUGGGAUGAGUUUGCAUCGAAGCACUUUUGUCUGUCAACCGGAUUCACAAUUCAUUAUUGACAAACAGGCUAAAAAUGAGAUCAGAAAAUUUGCUCAUCAUGUUGUUGAUAUUCAUAACAAAAAUGCAGUUAUUACAGUUUGGAAUAUUGCAUGUGUUGUUAUGUUACAGGUAAAAUCUUAGAAAAUUAAAGCAACACCCUCGUAUAAUAGGCACUUUCUUGAAAAAAGCCCAAAUGUUCUCAAAUCUUAGAUUUAGCUUAGUUUUACUGUUUUCUAGUUCGGAGAAAAAAUUCAAAACGUUUGAAUAAGUAGUCGCCGAAAUAUGGAAGCCCAUUGAAAAACAGAAAAAACUCAAAUUCAAACAACGCGGGAUAGCGUCAACACGGAGUCUCGUUGUUUUCUUUUUUAUUUUUUCGCAAAAUUUUUCCGUUUUUUUCGGAAAAUGACAAUUUACAUGGAAAAAACUGUUUUCUGGGUAUGAAAAAAAUAAAGUGAAGAAGUAUAAACACGAAGAUUCAAUAUUUCAGACGAAAACUAAAUUUUUCAAUGGAAAUUGUGUUUUUUUCAGUUUUUGACCGGAAUAUGCAAUAUAAAACUGAAAUAUCAUUGUCAAAAAUGAAAGUAGAGAUAGUUAAGGAUGUUCAGAAAUCAUUGUUAUAAUUUAUUUCAUUGUUUUCAGUGAAUCAAUUCACUUUUUGUUGAAAAAAAGUUGAAAGGGGUACUGUAGCACACAAUUGUCGUCACAGUGUUUGCACAAAUUUUAUGAAAUUGCGGAUCUGCACAAUCUGCAGGCGAUUUUCAAAAAAAAAUAAUUUUUUUCUCAAAAGUGGUCAAAUUUGAUCGUUUUUGAGUAUUUUUUUUCAUAUUGCUUGUGAGCAUAGCUGGAUAGGUUAAUUUUAUAUAUUUUGGUGUUUGAAUGCAUUCCGCAAUGGCCUUAUUAUACGAGGGUGUUGCUUUAAAAUAUAUCAGCUAAAAGCGUGAUUUAGGAUCACCCUAACUAUGUUCAAAAAUUCAAAGGGUAACUUCCUAACUUUCUUUUUUUUAAGAUUCUCGACAAAAAUGAUGAAGCUGUUUUCGAUUAUUUCACUUUAUACUCCAAAGUUUUCGAGCUCAUCCAAACUUUGAAGAAAAUCGGAACAUGUGUGAAUAUUUUGAAAAAUCUUGAUGCUGAUUUACGGUAACUUCCUAAAAGUUCAUAGAAACUUCAAAAAAAGAAUUUUUUUUAGGUAUUACAUACGAAUAAUUCACGACGAUUUGUUCGAGUUUGAAAAAAUUGACGAAGAAAAUUUCCUACUGAAAUUUAUCGAUUUUCCCGUGGAACAUGAAAAAAUGCGAGUAAGCAGGAGAAUUAUGGAGAGAUCUGUUUCUCGAUUGAUUCUUACAACUUAUUCGAAUGCGGUAAAUUGAACUUAACUUAACUCGUCUUGAAAAAUAUUCCAAUUUUUCAGAUGAUUCAUUCAAUUGAUAGCGAAUCAAUAAUUCUAUCACUUCUCCUAAAAUCGUCUGAAAAUCAAAUUUCAAAAUCGAUAAUUUUAACAAAAUUCGAAUGGUUUCACAAUAUUAUGAAAAGAGAAUUUGUGAUUAUUCCAAAUGAAAUCGACAAAUUAUUUGAGAAAACUAUUCAAAUUCUCAAAACUUCUGGAAUUAUUAUGAUUACUGUAGAUGAUAAACUUGAAAUUAUUGAUUAUUCAACUACUUAUAAAUUGACCGCUUUGAUCUGGGUAUGUGAAUUGAAUUUGAUUUGAAAGUCUUUCCACAGGCGGAAAGCUUGCGGAUAAUUCAAUUUCCUAAAUUUUGCAGCCAUACUUUCAUCAUUUCCAAAUUGUUUUCAAUUACGAUUGGUCUAAUGAGAAAAUUGAAAACAUCAAUUCAAUGAUUCCAAAAAUCCAGAAGGUAAGAAAUUUCUUUUUAUAAAGUUAAAAUUCAAAACUUCAAGCUCUUCAGAAAAUCAGUGAUCUUUACAACAAUUCAACAAAAAAUGUUCGAUUGUCAUUUUUUUCGACCGAGCCAAUCAAAAAUGCAAUAACAGCAAUGAUUGAAAUUGGAGCAAUUGAAAAAGUAAGUCAAAUUCGAUGAUUUGUUGAACCGAAAAAAAACAUAUUCUUUUCAGCGAGGAAAAAACGAUUUCGAAGUGAACUCAACAAAAUUGAACAUUUUGCGCAAAGAAUUCAAUGAUUUCACAAAUAAUAUCAAUAAUUCAAAGCUAUGA